Protobothrops mucrosquamatus (brown spotted pit viper) is the source of this 3237-nucleotide messenger RNA. RefSeq names its product SET domain containing 1A, histone lysine methyltransferase (gene SETD1A). The transcript has 10 exons. Gene Ontology annotation, molecular function: histone H3K4 methyltransferase activity; RNA binding. The annotation marks the transcript as partial. NCBI's taxonomy places the organism in Eukaryota, Metazoa, Chordata, Lepidosauria, Squamata, Viperidae. Gene Ontology annotation, cellular component: Set1C/COMPASS complex. The record is from RefSeq and is a predicted model, not a curated record.
AUGGAUCAGGAAGGUGGGGGUGACUUCCAGAAAACCCCUAACUUCCAGUGGAGAAACUACAAGCUCAUCGUUGAUCCUAUGCUUAAGGAUGGCCCGCACAAGAUCUACCGCUAUGACGGAGUGCAUUUCAGCACUAAUGAUUCAGGUCAUGCUCCUAUAAAAGUUGUGCAAGAUCCAAGACAUAGGAAAUGGUCCAAAACCAGAGAUCUUUCUCUUCCUGUCCCAAAGUUUAAGCUAGAUGAGUACUAUGUGGGCCAGAUCCCUCUGAAGGAGGUGACAUUUGCCCGGCUCAAUGAUAACAUCAAAGAAUCCUUUCUGUGUGAGAUGUGCAAAAAAUAUGGCGACAUUGAGGAGAUUGAGAUUCUGUAUAAUCCAAAGAAUGGCAAGCACCUGGGCCUGGCCAAGGUGCUCUUCACCAGCACGAGGGGGGCGAAGGAGACGGUCAAGAACCUGCACAACACUUCAGUCAUGGGCAACAUCAUUCACGCCCAGCUUGACGUCAAAGGUCAACAACGCAUGAAAUUUUUCGAACUGAUUGUGAAUGGCUCUUUCACACCUCAGACUGUCCCAACUGGGAGCAAAACGCUGAAUGAAAAGUUUUCAGCCGACUCGUCCGAGUCACGAAGACACCAUUCGACCAAUUCGUUGUACCCGAGUAACGCAAUGCCUUCAACGCCUGGCAACGGCACCCCUGGUUCUCAGGACACGCCGUACUCCAGCGGCCGACAAGACACACCUUCUUCCUACGGCCAGUAUACACCACAGUCCCAGGGGACUCCGUAUACCCCUCGGGGGGGAACACCGUAUUCACAGGAUUCCGCCUAUUCUAGCAGGCAAGGGACCCCAGGCUACUCAAGCUACCAGCCAGAGUCGUACAAAUCCUCUCGGCAUGAGAACAGCUUUUCGGACUCGUACUUCCGCCGGCACUAUACUUCAUCCUCUUCAUCAUCUUCCUCUUCCUCCACUCACUAUCGCAGCAAUGACCAUCACUACCCCCCUUACAGUCAGCAGUUUGGUGGUGGCGGCGGUGGCGGCGGUGGCAGCAGCGGCAGCAGCGGCAGCAGCAGUAGUGCAGCCCCAACCAGUAGUAGCCGAUAUCAGCGCCUCUCAUCCACCUCAGGGCGGUCUUCUUCUUCCUCCUCCUCCUCCUCCUCUCAUCGCUCUCAUCCAAGAGAGGACUCUGGCUUCCAUUCCCGACACAGAGAACGUUCUCAACGGGAUGAUCCUACUCUUUCGUCCGCAGUGACCACCACUACUCCUUCCACCUGUGUUGUCGCUGCGGCUUCCUCCUCCUCCUCCUCCUCGUCUGUGACAACGGCCUCAGAAAGCAUUCAGUUCCAGAACAGUCACGGUUUUGCCCAGCAGAGCGUGGAGCAUUUCCCAGCGCCCAGUGUGCUCUACCCAUCUUACACAGCCACCCCGGAGCCCUUCUCUGUGCCUGCGGAAACCCACGCGGUGGAUCAGGAUUAUCGGCUGCUCCCCACGGCAGAAACGUUUGCGGCCAACUCCCUGCCUCCCACCGAAUUUCUUGCUCAGGAAACGAAAGAGAACGCCAGUCCAGCAGUGACCGUAGUCCUCGGGGUUGACGACCGAUCCCAUUCGCCUGCCGUGCAGACCUCGCCAGUCCGCUCUGGAUCCCCGGCCCCGGAGACUACCAACGAGAGUGUCCCCUUUGCUCAGCACAGCAGCUUGGACUCCCGCAUUGAGAUGCUGCUAAAGGAGCAGCGGUCCAAGUUUUCUUUCCUCAAUUCAGAUACGGAAGAGGAAGAGGAAGAGAAAGGGGGGUCCAAGGGAGCAGAGCCACAUGGCCCCUGCACCCCGCCACCGCCUCUUCCGGUCAGCUUUGAAGAUGUGGUGCCAGCCCUGGAUGCGGGAGUAGGAGACGAAUCCCCAAAGGCGAAUGGGCAAGACAAAGCAUCUCAGCAGUCUUCAGGUGAAGACAUGGAAAUUUCGGAAGAUGAAGCCGAAGUUGAGCCUCCAACUCCCGUGGCCGGGGUGUCCGACCCACAUUUUUCCGUGAUGCCAUCAGUUCUGGGCCACAUGCAGUUGGGGGUGUCCUCCUUCACUUCCCACCAUCACCCGGAAGCACCGCCCUCUUAUCCAAUCCAGCCUCUCAUGUCCGUCUCCCUCCCUCACCUGGCGGGUAAAACCCAUUCGGAGAGAUGAAAACCGGUUCAGUCAGGGGCCGUGCCGGUAGCGGACAGGCUAAAGGCUCCCGCUCGUUUACACCACCCGCCUCCGGCGCCACGAGGGGUGUAGAUACUGAAACAGUUGAGGUACCUCGAGUACUUGGCCGAGCCGUUGGUCACCCCACCCUACGGGUACAGAAAGGUCUACGUUUGGGUCUACGACUCGGGCCUUCAACAGCUGCGGCAAAACAAAGGCCAGUUUGAGGACCCUUUCUCCUAUCACCGGGACGCGGCUUCUUUCUGCGGCCGCCCUCUGUAUGGCGCUGGGUACUUACUGGAGCAGGGCAGUCACCCCUUCCAGCGAGACCAGCUUUUCAUGCAGCAGCCAUCAGCCGUUGGGACCUCAGAGCAGCAGCAGCAACAACAGCAACAGCAGCAGCAACAACAACAUUCCUCAGAGCAGCCGCCUCUGCCGCCUCCACAGCAGCUGCUUGAUUUCCGGACAGCUCCAUGGGGAUAUCAGGAAGAGGUGGCCCCACUCCCACCGCUUCCUGAAGAUCCACACGCCUCUGUGGUGGACACUGUCCUUGCAACCCUCAUGCAGGAGAUGAAGAACAUCAUGCAGCGAGACCUCAAUCGCAAGAUGGUGGAGAAUGUGGCUUUCAGCACCUUCGACAAGUGGUGGGAGUGCAAAGAGGAAAAGGCCAAGCCUUUCCAGAACACGGUUAAACAGCAAGCCAAGGAAGAGGAGAAAGAGAAAACCAAACUGAAAGAUCCUGCCCUCCUGUCUCUAGUGGACUGGGCCAAGAGUGGUGGGACCGGUGGCUUGGAGAGCUUUGGCUUUGGGACUGGCUUUCGGGGAGUCCUCAGGCUCCCCUCCUUCAAGGUGAAAAGGAAAGAGCCCUCUGAAAUCUCCGAGUGCAGCGAAGUGAAGCAGCCCCGCCCCUCUACUCCCGCGGAAGAGGAUGAGGAAGAUAAGAAAUCCUUACAGAUCCCCAAGACCUCCAAGAGGGACGACGAAAGGAUCAAAGGUCCAGGAAAGCGGCGCAAACUUUUUUGCCUGGACAGUGAAGGAGAGGAGGCCUCUGAGGACUCAUCCUCGGAGAAG